This is a messenger RNA of Aspergillus oryzae RIB40, 1536 nucleotides long. RefSeq lists its product as uncharacterized. NCBI's taxonomy places the organism in Eukaryota, Fungi, Ascomycota, Eurotiomycetes, Eurotiales, Aspergillaceae. The coding region runs from base 1 to 1536 and encodes 511 amino acids. The transcript has a single exon. Gene Ontology annotation, biological process: transmembrane transport; carbohydrate transport. The record is from RefSeq and is a predicted model, not a curated record. Gene Ontology annotation, molecular function: carbohydrate:proton symporter activity. Gene Ontology annotation, cellular component: membrane.
AUGGCAGGCCUCCAACUCAACGUCGACUGGAAGUCGAAUCGACGGGCCAUUGCCUUCUGUCUGGUGGCUGCGAUUGGUGCUCUUUGCUACGGUUACGAUACAAUCUACUAUACUGGUGUUCAAGGGAUGGCAUGGUUUGCGAAGGACUAUGGCGAGGAAGGGUCAGACGGCUCCUUUGCGCUUGGAACGACGUUCCUGUCCUUGUCUGCUAGUAUCAUCUAUGUGGGAGAGCUUGUCGGUGCAAUCGCUGCCGCUCCCAUCAAUGACCUUUUUGGCCGACGUGCCGUGUUCCUGUCUGCAUCUAUCUGUAUCAUCGUCGGAGCCGUCGUGCAAGCCUGCUCCUUUGGCUCGCAUCCAGUAUUCUAUGUCAGCCGUGUCCUGAUCGGUCUGGGUGUCGGGCAGUUCACCGCAACCUGCCUAAUCUAUAUCGGAGAGGUGGCACCGUCCGCUAUUAGAGGUCCAGCUCUCAUGUGCUUUCAGUUCAUGCAGUCCAUCUCUCAACUUGUUGGAGCCUGCGUCAACCAAGGUACACAGAGCAUCCAGAGCUCCCAAUCCUACCGCAUCCCCAUGUGCCUCCUCGUCGUUCUUCCAGGCAUCAUGCUUCUCUGCCUUCCAUUCACCCCGGAAAGCCCAGUCUGGUAUAUGUACAAAGGCAAGCGCGAGCAAGCGAUCAAAUCCCUGCGCAAGAUCAAUCACAGCAACCGCGACUACGACCCAUCCGCAGAUAUCCAAGCCAUCGACGAGGCAGUCCAGCAAGAACGGGAAAUGGCUAAGGACGCCACCUGGGCCUCCCUGAUCACCGACCCCGUCGAGCGCCGCAAACUUUUCUACGCCUGUGGCGUCAUGUUCGUCCAACAAAUCAACGGCAUCCAGUUCUGGUACACCUAUGGCGUCGUCUUCGCGCAGUCCAUCGGCGUCGCGGACCCCUUCACCAUCAACACCAUCAUCUAUGUCCUCCAGAUCAUCACUGUCGGUGUCUCCGUCGUCUUUGGGAACCGGAUGAAGCGCCGCACAAACCUCCUCGUGUGCUCAUGCGGAAUGUUCGUCUCCCUUCUUACCGUCGGCGGUCUCGGAACUACCAAGGCCGCCGAUGGCACGCUCAGCCGUGGCAUUGGCAUUGGCAUCGUCGUUCUCGCAUACGUGAACAUCAUAUUCUACAACUUCUCCAUUGGAACUCUGUCCUACUCCAUCGCAUCGGAGAUGUCCGUCGGCCGGAACAGAAACAAGAUUACCUCGUGCGCUAUGGGCGUGUUCUUCGUUACCGUCUGGCUCAUGGUCUUCACAAGCCCUUAUAUGUACUACACGGCGAACCUAGGCCCGAUGAUCGGAUUUGUGUACGGGGGUACAUCUCUGUUUUUACUGGCGUACUCGUGGUUCUGUGUUGGUGAGACUGCAGGGCGCAGCAAUGCGGAUAUUGAAAGACUCUUCCAGGAUAGGGUUCCGGUUCGCGAAUGGGCCACGUACGUUAUCCCCUCAGAUGAUGGGGAGGAUUUAAAGAAGAAGGGUACCAACGAUGAGCACAUUGAGAUGGCGUGA